AUAUCUCCCCCCCCCUGAGGAGAGUGCUUGUGCUCAGCUCGUGUCCAUCGCGUGGUGUUUAGGGUUUAUAUAAAUAGUUUUACCUGCAUUCUCCAUCAACCGCACCUUCAGAAAGUAAUCAGUGAAAAUGACGAAGUGUUACCCGACUGUGAGCGAGGAAUACAAGAAGGCCGUUGAGAAGGCCAAGCGCAAGCUCAGGGGUCUCAUCGCCGAGAAGAACUGUGCCCCAAUCAUGCUCCGUUUAGCAUGGCACUCAGCUGGAACUUUCGAUGUUAAGACCAGGACCGGAGGUCCAUUCGGAACGAUGAAGCAGCCUGCUGAGCUGGCACAUGGUGCUAACAACGGUCUCGAUAUUUCUGUUAGGCUUCUCGAGCCGAUCAAGGAGCAGUUCCCUAAUCUCACUUACGCUGACUUCUACCAGCUUGCCGGUGUCGUCGCUGUCGAGAUCACUGGUGGACCUGAAAUUCCGUUCCACCCCGGAAGAGAGGACAAGCCUCACCCACCACCUGAGGGCCGUCUUCCUGAUGCUACCAAGGGAGCUGAUCACUUGAGGCAGGUCUUUACUGCUCAAAUGGGUCUUAGCGACCAGGACAUUGUUGCCCUUUCUGGUGGCCACACCCUGGGAAGGUGCCACAAGGAGAGGUCUGGAUUUGAGGGACCAUGGACUACCAACCCCCUCAUCUUUGACAACUCUUACUUCAAGGAGCUCUUGGCUGGAGAGAAGGAAGACCUUUUGAAGUUGCCAACUGACGUAGUUCUCCUGUCUGACCCUGUUUUCCGUCCACUUGUUGAUAAAUAUGCUGCUGAUGAGGAUGCCUUCUUUGCCGACUACACUGAAGCUCACCUGAAGCUCUCUGAGCUAGGAUUUGCUGAUGCAUAAGCUUAUGGUUGCAAAACGAGAUGAAGCCAACAACGUUUGCUGCCUCACAUGUACUGGGUUUUGUAAACUCUUAAAAAAUAGUUACUUGGCAGCUGUUGGCUGAAGAAUUUGGGUGGUUUUAUGGUCUUAUUUUGUUGAACAUGUUGAAUGGAUUUUGGGGAGAUUUCAGAUGGUACUAAGCUUUUCUAGAUAAAUAAUAUAAUUUCUUCAAAAUGCACAUCCCCAUUCUGGUUA
This is a messenger RNA of Theobroma cacao (cacao), 1114 nucleotides long. RefSeq names its product L-ascorbate peroxidase, cytosolic. Gene Ontology annotation, molecular function: heme binding; peroxidase activity. Gene Ontology annotation, biological process: hydrogen peroxide catabolic process; cellular response to oxidative stress; response to reactive oxygen species. NCBI's taxonomy places the organism in Eukaryota, Viridiplantae, Streptophyta, Magnoliopsida, Malvales, Malvaceae. The record is from RefSeq and is a predicted model, not a curated record. Gene Ontology annotation, cellular component: chloroplast.